Messenger RNA from Lytechinus variegatus (green sea urchin), 653 nucleotides. RefSeq lists its product as uncharacterized. The record is from RefSeq and is a predicted model, not a curated record. The transcript has 6 exons. Bases 1 to 624 code for a protein of 207 amino acids. Lineage: Eukaryota; Metazoa; Echinodermata; Echinoidea; Temnopleuroida; Toxopneustidae.
AUGGAACUUGGAAAAUUCUUCGUGCUGGUUUUGGCCUGCAUUUUGCUCGUUUCGGGCAAUGCAGAUGCCAAAUUCAAACGCGGGGAAAUCUCUACGGAACAGGAUAUUGCCUUUUUGGAUCAGUUUUACUUCCAAAACACCGAAGACAAUAUUCUGAACUAUACUAUAACCUACCCAGCUGACCAAUGCUGCUAUCGACUUGUCAUAUUCGAUGAAAGCUAUGGACAGUGGGGAAGCAUACGACCGAACGAAAAUAGACUGACCUGUCGGGGAAAGAUUGAUCGGGUUAAAGAUCUUGAUUUUAAAAUCAAAUUGACUGGUCUUGAUCCUGCUUGUCACGUGAUCACUGAUGACUAUGGUUUCAAAUGGCUGGUUUGUCAAGGUACCAUCGACUUCGAAUCCCGACAGCGCCCACAGUACUAUUUUGUUCACCUGACUAAUUGCCGAUCCAACCGGAAAGGGCUGAGGAAUGUCUCGUUUUCUUUGCACAUGACAAAUGGAAACAAUCGUCUCAAAGAAUUCGCUGAAAAUCAGAAAUUCAUGAUGGAGACUGACUUGGCCUUCUUUCUUGGAUACGUGGUGAUGACUAUCGUGGCUACUCGAUUCAGAUGUAAGCUUAAAUGAUUUUCAAUUCGUUAUUAAAUAUAAUUGGU